Molecule: messenger RNA, 3649 nt
Organism: Neolamprologus brichardi
Lineage: Eukaryota; Metazoa; Chordata; Actinopteri; Cichliformes; Cichlidae
Gene: atg7
Product: ATG7 autophagy related 7 homolog (S. cerevisiae)
Biological process (GO): cellular response to nitrogen starvation; piecemeal microautophagy of the nucleus; protein modification by small protein conjugation
Cellular component (GO): phagophore assembly site; cytoplasm
Molecular function (GO): Atg12 activating enzyme activity; Atg8 activating enzyme activity
Source: RefSeq, a predicted model, not a curated record
AACCCUGUUUCCGUACGGUCCGCCGUUCACAUACAGAUAAUUUCUGGUGAAAACUGAAGUCAUAAUUGAGCCCAAAAGUAGGAGCAGAAGUAGCUUUACCGGUUUCACCACUAUUAUGUUGCGUUUGUAAUUUCACAAGCUAAAACCGGCGGUACGUUCAUUACAAACGCUUCACCCUCUGUAGCAGUCUCCGAAAUGAAAAGAAACGGCGCCUACAGGUUUUUGUCUGUUUUCUCCUGCUUUAUCGUCUGCGCGUUCUUGUUUAUGUUUUGGUUCUUUGUAUUUUACUCAAUGGUGCUUGCACCAUAAAGACAAGAAACCGUAGCAAGUAAGCUAAAGCUUACCCACACUGCACUGCUUUAUUUACAAGACUCGCGAUCACAUGAUCUCCUUCACCAGGAAGUAAGGUUUUAUGCUUGUUGAACGUGGCGCCCUGUGAAGUGUAAUGGCAUCUGACAUCAGUGAGGCAUCGCCGUCCACUGCAGAACUUAAGCUGCAGUUUGCUCCUUUCAGCAGCGCUCUGGAAGCAGGCUUUUGGCAUGAGCUUACUCAGAAGAAACUCAAUGACUACAGAUUGGAUGAGAGUCCCAAAUGUAUCAAAGGAUACUACUACAAUGGUGAUCCUCUUGGUUUGCCAACCCGUCUGACUUUGGAGUACAGUGCAUUUGAUGUUGAUGGUUCAACUCCCGCUCGUUGCUGCCCAGCUUUGGGAACGCUGUACAACACCAACACUCUUGAUGCCUUUAAGACUACUGAUAAGAAGGCUCUGUUGGAGAAAGAAGCCAAGGAGAUUUGGGAUGCUAUACAGUCUGGAGCUGCACUGAAGGACCCGUCCAUCCUUUGUAGAUUUAUUCUCCUUACCUUUGCAGAUUUGAAGAAGUACAAUUUCUACUACUGGUUCUGCUUUCCUGCUCUCUGUUUCAAAGAGGCGAUAACGCUUGUCCGACCGCCCUCCGUCCUAGAUCAGGCUUUCUCUGCAAAGCAGAUUGCAGCCCUGCAGGAUGCUUAUGAUGGCCUGUGCAUCAAAACAGGAGCCACUGCAGUUCCUUAUUUCCUAAUAAAAUACACAGAUGAGUCAGUUCAGAUGGCCGUGCUGGGGGACUGGGAGACAUUUUUCAGUGAUACUAAGAAGGUUACUGUGGGUAUCUAUGAUCCGUGUACUCUGUCCCAACAUCCGGGCUGGCCUCUGAGGAAUCUACUGAUGCUUGUAGCUAACCAAUGGGGGUCUAAGCUGGACACAGUGGAGGUGCUGUGUUUUAGGGACAGAACUCUGCAGGGAAGCCGCUCCAUUCAACAGAGCGUCAUCUUCCAUGUCAAACUACCUGAGCUUCCCAACAACUCUGCUUGUCCCAAGAGUGUCGGCUGGGAGAAAAAUCCAAAAGGAGCCAUGGGACCCAGGAUGGUCAACCUCAGUGAAUGCAUGGACCCCAAACGGCUUGCAGAGUCUUCAGUAGACCUGAACCUGAAACUCAUGAGAUGGAGGCUGGUUCCUUCCCUGGACUUGGACAAAGUGAUCAACACAAAGUGUCUCCUUCUAGGUGCUGGGACACUUGGGUGCAAUGUGGCCCGGACACUCAUGGGAUGGGGAGUGCGACACAUUACAUUUGUAGACAACGCAAAGAUCUCAUACUCCAAUCCAGUGCGGCAGCCGCUUUAUGAGUUUGAGGACUGUCUUGGAGGUGGAAAGUCCAAAGCCAUGGCAGCUGUUGACCGACUUACCAAAAUCUUUCCCGGUGUGAACGCAGAAGGUUACAAUAUGAGCAUCCCCAUGCCUGGCCACCCAGUGAAUUUCUCUCAGGCCACUCUGUCCCAGGCCCAGAGAGAUGUCGAGCAGCUGGAAAAGCUAAUUGAAGAGCACGAUGUGGUCUUUUUACUAAUGGAUACAAGAGAGAGCCGCUGGCUGCCUACGGUUAUCGCUGCCAGCAAGAGGAAGCUAGUGGUGAAUGCUGCUCUAGGAUUCGACACAUUUGUCGUGAUGCGCCAUGGCUUGAAGAAACCUCCCAACAUUCAGAGCGUUUCCACCGAGCCGGACUCCUCCCCUUCCUGCUCCUCUGCCUCCUCGUCAUCCUCCACACCGGCCGGUGCUGCGCCCGCUGUCCCGGGAUCGUCUCUGUUUUCAAACAUCCCAGGGCACAAGCUUGGCUGCUACUUCUGCAAUGAUGUUGUGGCACCAGGAGAUUCAACCCGAGAUCGGACUCUGGAUCAGCAGUGCACAGUCAGCAGACCAGGCCUUGCCAUGAUUGCCGGAGCGUUGGCUGUUGAGAUGAUGGUCUCCAUUCUACAGCACAGUGAAGGAGGCUAUGCAGUGGCCAGCAGCAGCGAUGACAGAAUGAAUGAACCUCCCACCUCGCUCGGUCUCGUGCCACAUCAGAUUCGAGGCUUUCUUUCAAGGUUCGAUAAUGUCCUGCCUGCCAGCCUGGCCUUUGACAAAUGCACUGCCUGCUCCCCCAUUGUCUUAGACCACUAUGAGAGGGAAGGUUUCAGCUUCCUGUCCAAGGUUUUUAAUUCUUCCCAUUCAUUCCUGGAGGACCUGACGGGGCUGACUCUGCUGCACCAAGAGACACAGGCUGCAGAGAUUUGGGACAUGAGCGACGAUGAGAGCAUCUGAAAAACUGGCGGAGCAAGCCCUCAGAAGGACUAAACACAUCCAUCCAUACUUUCUUUUUUCUAAAGUAAAUCCUGUAUUUACAAAGACCAAGUUGUUUACGUAAUCAGCACCAAGCACAUGAGCAAAUAAAUAAAUGCUUUAAAAAGGCUGCUAAAAAGCUUUAAAAUUCCUAAUAGUCCUCAUUUGGAUUCAAGAUGGCCCAGAUCUUCAGAGCUGGGAAGUAAUCUAAUAAUAAGCAAUUAAGAAAAAGGCAACAAGACAAUAACUGAAAGCCUGAACAAGUUUUGAUUUUGUUUUGCUUUUGAUAUGUAAAACUGUUGAACUUACUAAAGAAUGUACCUGUUCCUGUCACCUGCUGUUGUCUAAACACACUUUAAGUCCCUGAACAAAAACACAACAAAACCUGCAAAAAAUAUUGGAACUAAAGAGUCUAAAAACACCAAGAAACUUCUCUGAAGUGCCACAGUUUCAAUCCCCUCCCAAGGUCUCUGCAUCAACACAUUUAAUGAUUUCACUGGAGAGAUCUUUGGCAAGGCAGUUACGACAUCUGUUCACUUAUUCAGUUUGAGAAAGAGCUUCGGAUAAGUUUUGAAAAUAAAAUACAGUUCUGCAGAUUCAUCCAUUUUUGGGGUCUUUUGAUUAGAGGCUGUGACACGUACAGUAGAAGUGAUGCUUAAACCAGCUUUGUUGCUAUGAAGCUUUCACUCAGAGAGGACUUGCAUACAGAUGUUACUGUGAUAUAAUUAGAACUGUGGAAGCUGUUGCUCUUGGUUUGUUGGUGUUGAUGCAUGUACAUGUUUGUGUAACUAUGUUUUUUCUGUGUUUAUUUCGUCCUCUGCAUUGGAAGUCUCAUCUGCAGUGAUGUAUUCAGUGUAUUCACAUGUACAUUUUAACAAAUGCUUGGAUAUUUAUGAGAGCUAUUGAGACUGACUCGAGUUUCAAUCAUGAGAAAGGAUCUGGUUUGUUUUCUGAUUAAUCUCGGAGCUGUUUUUCUCUUCUGUAUUAAAAAAACUGGAAUAAAAUCCAUUAUUUCUCUAUUAA